Molecule: messenger RNA, 468 nt
Organism: Colletotrichum truncatum
Lineage: Eukaryota; Fungi; Ascomycota; Sordariomycetes; Glomerellales; Glomerellaceae
Product: DUF543 domain protein
Cellular component (GO): MICOS complex; mitochondrial inner membrane; mitochondrion
Source: RefSeq, a predicted model, not a curated record
GAUUCUGCCGCCCCACUCAAUCAAAUAGAGUCACCGAGACCUUCACCGAGUCUCACCGCCCUCGGGUGUUCAACAUCAAUUUGCCGGGACUCGCCGAAAACAUCACUUGGAUUAAUUCCAACAGCUGAAGCUCCCGACCGGACAACACCAUCGUGCAUCGAGUCAAUUGUGCGAUCUACAGGGCCACCGACGACGACCAUGGCAGAGAAAUCCAUUCCCCCUCCCCCGAGCGCCGUCGCGCGACCCGUCAGUGAGGCACUUCUCAACGAGAAGUGGGAUCACUGCUUGUCCAACCUCCUUGUCAAGUCCACCCUUGGCCUUGGCUUCGGUGUCGUUUUCUCUGUCCUUCUGUUCAAGCGCAGGGCGUGGCCCGCUUUCAUCGGCGUCGGCUUCGGAGCCGGACGCGCAUACGAGGAGUGCAACUCCAGUCUUAAGCAAGCCGCCAGGGAGAUCAGGAAGCAGGCAUAG